AGAUUGCGGAAGUAAAGCAACACGGAAGUGUUAUUUCCAGUUAAUAGCCACUCGAGUGGUCGAUUCAGUCUCGAUAAAAAGAUGGAAUUUGGUGAUGAUCUACACGAAGAAGGUUAUUUAGAAAAACAGGGGAAAUUGAAAUUUUCCUGGAAAAAGUAUUGGUUUGUUCUGAGGAGAGAUAAACUGCACUAUUACAAAGAUCCACAAAACAGGAAUGAUGCACAUGCUGGUCUUAUUGAUGUGUGUAGAGCACAGUCUGUGAGGAGGUGCUUCCAAGUACACCAUGGGCAUGCCUUUGAAAUUGUUACAAAAAACAGGAUGCACUUGCUGUCUGCAGACACAGCAAAGGCAUGUGAUGUUUGGGUGAAAAAACUUCAGCAAGCUAUGCAGUAUGAAAGACGUAACAGUGUACGCCUUAGUCACGCUCAUUUGGAGCCACAACCAUCAUUUUCCGAGAUAAGUGAUGAUGAGAAUGAGCAACCUCCAGAUUCUUAUGAAACAGUUCCUAAUUCGGCCACCAGUGACUACGAAGUAUUUAAGGACAGUAACAAUUCUUCUUCUACAAGUGACAGAAAUACAGAAACGCCCAAAAGUCCACCUGUCAUCACUUCACAUUCCCCAGGUGUUGCCCCACCUGUUCCAAAGCAGAGGACAAAAUCUUUAAAAUCUCCCGGGCCGGUCAGUCCAGCCCUGCCGGUUAGUCCAGCCCCGCCAUUGUUGUCUGCAGAGGGUGAAUACUACCAAGUGGAAGAAUCAUCAACAAGGACAAAGAUGAAGAAGGGUAAUGGAGAAGAUUUAUCUGCUGGGGCUUAUGAAAUAGUUGGUGCUUAUGAAUCCAUUGGGGAACUUGCUGAGAAGAAGCAGGAAGUUAGUCAACAACACAAACAAGAGGAGGAAGAAGAAGAACUGUAUGCUACUUGUGAAGACCCAGUAAUCCCCAGUCCAGCCACUGAUGAAGACAUUCCAAAAGAAACGCCUCCAUAUGCCAAAGUAAACAAGAAAAUGACUGGUGAAUCAGUCAGUGAAAGUCCACAGACAGUGAAUAAGGAUGCUGAAAGCAUUGCACAGAUUAACAGUAUGGUGAACGACACAGGAAAUGAUGCAAUGCAGGAGGUUAGCAAUAAGAAGCAACAAAAGCUACAGAAACAGGAAUCAUCAGAUGAGUUUAAAUGGAUGAAUUUUGACUUUCCACCCAUUCCAGAAGAUCCACAUCCAAUCGUUGAAUAUGCAGAGUCUUUUAAAGAGUUGUCAUACUAUCUGCAAAACAACUUCAAGAAAUCUGAAGGUUCAGUGUCACUUAGGAAGAGUGAGAAAGGAGGUGUUUCAGUUCAGAAAAUGAGAAAUUCUCUCAGUGAUGAGGAAGAUGAGCAGCUUGCUCCUUGAUUUGUACUUGUGUAUUAUUCAAACUUUUUCCCCAUGAAGAUGUAAAAACAAUUUUGUUUUAUUGUAGUUGGUUAUGGGAGGAAUAUGCAUUUACCACCAUCUUAAUUACAUUUUGAGCUUUUUGAUUCUUUUUGAUUUGUUCUUUUUUCAUUACACUUGUUCUGUUGUUGUUAUUAUUACUUUUUUCUGCCCCCUUUGUCAUUUUUGUUAUCUGCAGUAUAGAAUACUGAAAGGGGUGGCUGUUCAGCAAUUGUUGCAUUUAUAUUGUGUAAAGAUGCAUUUUAGAUUUCAUUGUGCAGAUACAUUUAUAUUGCCCAGAUUGUAAAACUGUAAAUGAAUAUGACAAAUAUCUUUCUAUUCUUUGUCUCACCUUUCAGCAUUUUGUAACCAUGGCUCUUCACUGUUUAUAUUGUUAUCACAGAUUUCUUUGUAUAUUAAUCAGUUUAAAAAUGCAUUUCAUUGCCAUAGUGAGUCUUUGAACUUCUACAGUAUCCAGAUUGUUACAUUUCUAUUUGUGCAUAAUUUUGACAUUCUUUACUUGUAUUAAGUAGAGAUGGUUGACCCUUUUGCUUGCCAACAUGUAUUCCACCUUCUGACAACUGAUAAUUAGUCAUUUCAUACACGUAUGUGUGUGUGUGCUGGAUAUUGUGUUUUUAUGUUAUGAACUCCAAUUUCAGAUCUUGCCAGUAUGCACUUUAUAUUUGAAACAUUUUUUUUCAAACAGAAAAUCCAUUCCAGAAAUACUGGUCUGAAAUCAGAACUGUUGGAGUUUUAAAAGUAAACUUUUAGAAAUUUACCAAACUUCUUUGAUUCUUAGAAAGAGUGAAGAAGCCUGAAUCAUUGAUUUGAUGCAUUUUUUAAGAUUUCAUUCAAACUGGCACUUCUUCCAUGAAAAGUGUUAAACAAUGUGACACUAACAAAUGAGUAUUUGAUUUGAAAUAAAAGUUUUAUUACACUUUUUA
Lingula anatina is the source of this 2345-nucleotide messenger RNA. RefSeq lists its product as uncharacterized. NCBI's taxonomy places the organism in Eukaryota, Metazoa, Brachiopoda, Lingulata, Lingulida, Lingulidae. The record is from RefSeq and is a predicted model, not a curated record.